GUUAUAACUUACAAGGAGCGAGACUUUCAGAACCAAGAACAAUUUUUGAAAUUUUUAUUUAAAACUCCAAAACGGUGGUUCCUUCUAUAAGGGUGGUUAUGAAUUCUAAACGUAUAAACAAAAGAAAUGGUAGAUCUAAAUUAAAAACCUUUAGAAUGAAAUUCGUUAAGCACCAGGUGUCAAGAGUGUGAAUAUAACAGUCGUUUCCAUGGUAAAUACGUUUGUAAGUCACAACAAUGCAAUUGAAUUCUUUAAAUCAUAAAUUUUUUGCAUGAACCACGAUAUUGGAGUUAUGAAGAAAUGCAAGCCUAAUGUUAUGAUAAAUUCAUAUUUGAUUAUUUCAAUCAAGUAAAAAGAAGGCUGCCAAGUAAGUUCUGACGCAGAAAAUAUUAAGUAUUGUUGACAGGAAUGAAAAUCAAUAGAAUAGGGAAUAUUGAAGAAAAAUCACUCAAAUAUUACAAAGAAUUAUCCCCAUUGCCACUAAAAUAAUUAUCUACCCCGAUUUCCAACACGAGGAUGCGUUUGUUAACAGGUAUAACACUUACUUGGCAAGUCCCCUCUUUGGAAAAUCACAAUGGUCUCUUUUUAUCUCACCUAUGAAGAAUCGUACUCACUACAGCAUUCAGAACACUGGCCGAAUGCAUGGAAAAGAAUAUAUUUAUAGCAUUCGAAGUGUUAUUGCUGACCACAGCCUCUGGGAGAGUAGUAAAACCAAUCGGUGAGAAAGAGGGAUUUUCUAUUUACAACAAACUAUAUGAGUUUGACGCCAUGGUUUUCGGCCAAAUGUGUAGAAUGGUUAUGACAUCCGUGAGUGGACAUCUGUUGAACUAUGAAUUUGUUGGGACUUACAAAAACUGGCAAUCUUGCAGCCCUGAGUCUUUAUUUUCAGCUCCAGUUAUUAAAUCCUGUUCUCCUGAUUUUGAAAGAAUUAAGAAAACUUUAGAGUCCCAGUGUCGAUCUUGCAAUGUGCUUAUCAUUUGGACUGAUUGCGAUCGUGAAGGAGAAAAUAUUGGUUUUGAAAUAAUUGAUACUUGUUUAAAAAUUAAACCCAACCUAGAUGUUUAUAGAGCAAAAUUCUCAGAAAUAACUUCUCCUUCAGUCAAAAGAGCUAUUCAAAAUCUUGAAAGACCGAACAAACUAAUUAGUGAAGCUGUAGAUGUAAGACAAGUUUUGGAUCUUCGAAUAGGAGCAGCUUUCACACGAUUUCAAACUCUAAGAUUACAGAAAGUAUUUCCUGUUUUAGCCGAAAAUUUAUUAAGUUAUGGUAGUUGUCAGUUUCCUACUUUAGGGUUUGUGGUUGAGAGAUAUUUAGAAAGAGAAAAUUUCAUAGCUGAGCCGUUUUGGAAAAUAAAAGUCACACAUGAAAUGAAUGAUUUGGUAGUAGAAUUCAGGUGGGCAAGAGAUCGAUUAUAUGAUGAAGCAAUUUGUAGGUCAAUACUGUCCAGGUGUCAAGAAAAUCCAAUCGCAAAAGUUGAAAAAGUAGAAGGAAAACCAAAGUCUAAAUGGAGACCUACACCUUUGGACACUACAGAAAUGGAGAAAAUUGCUUCAAGAAAAUUGAAAAUAAAUGCAAAAGAAGCUUUAAGAAUAGCUGAGAAACUUUAUACACAGGGUUUAAUUAGUUAUCCAAGAACUGAAACAAACAUAUUUCCUGAUUCUAUUAAUUUAUCCUCACUUGUAGAAUUACAAACUAAAGAUCCUAGCUGGGGAGGUUUUGCUCGAAAUGUUCUUCGGGAAGGUCCUCGUCCAAGACAAGGGAAAAAAUCAGAUCAAUCCCAUCCACCUAUACAUCCAAUAUUGUACUCAAAUUCCUUAAGUGGAAAUGAAGCUAGAAUAUAUGAGUUCAUUGUUAGGCAUUUCCUAGCAUGUGUUUCUAAAGAUGCUAAAGGCCACGAAACAACUGUAAAAAUUGAUAUCAAUGGAGAAAAGUUUACAGCGUCAGGUUUGAUGAUUCUUGAAAGGAAUUAUUUAGAUGUCUACCCAUAUGAGAAUUGGUCGGCGAAAUGCAUUCAUGAAUAUAAACAAGGCACCACUUUUACUCCAACUCUUCUGGAUAUUUCUGAAAGUGAGACAACAGCUCCCAAUUUACUGACUGAAGCAGAUUUGAUUUCUCUAAUGGAAAAACAUGGAAUCGGAACUGAUGCUACACAUGCAGAGCACAUUGAAAAAAUAAAAAUACGCUCCUAUGUCGGCCUUGAAAAUAAUACUUAUUUUAUCCCAAGCGCUAUAGGGAUGGGAUUAGUUGAAGGAUAUGACACUAUGGGUUUUGCGAUGUCUAAACCUCACUUGAGAGCUGAGCUUGAAGCCGAUCUGAAAAGGAUAUGUGAAGGAACUAAACAAUCUAACAUAGUUCUUCAGGAACAAGUUAAUAAGUAUAAAGUCCUCUUUCAAAAAGCAAAAGAGCAGGUGAAUAAAAUUGAUGCAGCUAUGAGUAAGUACAUGGGAGAAAAUGCUAUCCACUUAGCAGAUAAUGAAGAUCCACUCAAUGUUAUAAUGACUCGAACUGCAUCAGUCAUGCCUUGUAAUACAUGUGGUAAUGAUAUGGUUGUUAGAAAACAUCAAGAAACUUUAUACAUUUCUUGUUCAGCUUAUCCUGCCUGUAAAAAUUCUAUUUGGCUACCAUCUAAAGUGAUGCAGCUCUCAAUUUCAGAAGAAAGUUGUGAAACUUGUGGACCAAAUGUGAAAAAACUAGAAUUCAAAUUUUCACCUGGCUCUAUGGCACCAUAUUAUCCGCAGCAUUAUAUUGGUUGCCUUAAUGGAUGUGAUCAAGAUUUUAUUGAAAUGUUGGGGGUGAAACUCGGACAAACAAAUUCAGGUAGCAAUCCUUCCCUAGCUACUCAAGUGUCUUAUAACUAUACUCAAGCUUCUACAUCAUCAGGAUACCAUUCAUUAAGCUCACUUCAAAGUACUGAUACAGAUGAUACUUGGGACAGAGGAGGUGGGAGCAACAGAGGUCAGAAAAGGCUAAGAGAUGAUAAUGCUGGAAGGAAUGAUGGUGAUGUUCCGUGUUGUUUUUGCAACAUACCUGCCAAAAAACUCGUCACCAGGAAAGAGGGUCCUAAUAAUGGAAGAGAAUUUUUGGUUUGUUCUAAAAACGAUGAUGAAAAAUGCAACUAUUAUAUGUGGGCAGAUGAGUUAACAGAUGUGAAAUGCUACUGUAACAUUUCGGCAAAGAAGUUAGUAGUUAGAAAACCAGGCCCUAAUCAAGGCAAAGAGUUUUAUGCUUGCUCCAAAUCUCAGGCAGAUAAAUGUAACUUCUUUCAAUGGAAAAAUGAAAAUGCAGAAAGUCACUUUAGUAAUACAAGCAAUAAACAAGAUCACACAAGAACACCUCAACAGUUUCGAGGAAGAGGACAAAAUAGUGCACGAGGAAACCAAAGAAAAUGCCGACUUUGUCAUCAACCAGGUCACACCAGAAGGAAUUGUCCCCAAAAUGGAGAAUGA
Nezara viridula (southern green stink bug) is the source of this 3444-nucleotide messenger RNA. The record is from the annotation of a GenBank genome assembly. NCBI's taxonomy places the organism in Eukaryota, Metazoa, Arthropoda, Insecta, Hemiptera, Pentatomidae.